Molecule: messenger RNA, 1755 nt
Organism: Neohortaea acidophila
Lineage: Eukaryota; Fungi; Ascomycota; Dothideomycetes; Mycosphaerellales; Teratosphaeriaceae
Exons: 1
Coding region: 1-1755 (584 amino acids)
Biological process (GO): carbohydrate metabolic process; purine ribonucleoside salvage
Molecular function (GO): magnesium ion binding; phosphopentomutase activity
Source: RefSeq, a predicted model, not a curated record
AUGGAAUCAAUAGACAGCCUGAGCAAACGCUGGCUCGAACUAGACAAGAACGAAACCACAAGAAAAGAAAUCGCGGAUCUCAUCGCUGCAAAAGAUGUCGCCGCUCUCGAAGGCCGACUCCGCCAUCGUAUUGCCUUUGGAACAGCGGGCCUCCGCUCGUCGAUGAAAGCCGGUUUCGCUCAUAUGAACGAUGUUACUGUCCUUCUGGCUUCCCAAGGACUUGCGCAGUACAUACUUAACCAGCACGCCGCGCUCGCGAAUCGAUCAUCAGAGGCUCCAAAAGUGGUGAUAGGGUACGAUGCUCGGUACAACUCGGAGAGGUUUGCGCGCCUUGCUGCAGCGGCGUUCCUUGCGAAGGGCUUCGAGGUGCUAUGGUUUGGAGAACUGGUUCACACGCCUAUGGUCCCGUUUAGUGUCAGUCAUUACAGAGCGGCUGCUGGUGUUAUGGUGACGGCCAGUCACAACCCGAAGAACGACAAUGGAUACAAAGUCUACUGGUCGAACGGGUGCCAGAUUAUCCCGCCUCAUGAUAUUGGGAUUGCGAAGGAGAUUGAUGCCGAACAGUCGAUCAUUACAUGGGAUGCGACGUUGGUGGACUCGGAUCCUCGUGUACAUCGGAUUGUACGCGAGGCGAGUCAGGCUUACUUUUCAUGCAUACGGCGUCUUGUAUCAGAGUUGCCAGCGGUUGAUGGAAGUCUGGUAUACACCUACACACCGAUGCAUGGCGUAGGUCUGCCCUUUAUGAAACAGGCAGCACACAUCGUGUCACAAGAGGACGGCCUGCAGAUUGUUGAUGCACAAGCCGACUCAGAUCCGGAGUUCCGCACUGUGCCAUUCCCUAACCCCGAGGAGAAAGGCGCGCUGGACAUGGCGAAGGCAAAGGCUGAUCAGGCCGGCUGCUCACUUAUUCUUGCCAACGAUCCAGAUGCGGAUCGCUUCGCAGCUGCGGAGCGAUUGACGAGCGGAGAGUGGCACCAAUUCACGGGGAACCAGAUGGGUGUCCUUCUCGCUUCAUACGUAUUGGAAAGUCAUACGGGAGACCGGACACAGCUGGCGAUGCUGGCAUCGACCGUCUCCUCUCGAAUGCUGGCCACCAUCGCAAAGAAAGAAGGCUUCCAUUUUGUCGAAACAUUGACGGGCUUCAAAUGGCUAGGCAAUGUGGCUCAGAAUCUCCGUGAGCAAGGCCUCUCUCCGGUGUUCGCGUACGAAGAAGCAAUCGGCUACAUGUUCCCAACAGUCGUCUGGGACAAAGACGGCAUCGCAGCCGCAGCCAUGUUCCUAAAAGCCUGCGCGCACUGGAAACAGCAAGGCCGCACGCCCUGGCAGCGACUGCAAGCACUGUACGAAAAGUACGGAUACUUUGAAGACGCCAACACCUAUCUCAUCUCGCCCUCUCCGACCGUGACAAACAAGGCAUUCAACGACAUUCGCAUGCUCCAUCGCGGCGCCCGACCUGAGCGCAUCGGCGAGCACAAGAUCUUGCGUUGGCGCGACCUCACUAUUGGCUACGACAGUAGUACGCCGGACAACCAGCCCAACUUGCCCAUCGACGCCAGCGCGCAGAUGAUCACGUGCGAGCUCGAGAAUGUCGUUUUCACCGUCAGGGGCUCGGGCACGGAGCCGAAGAUUAAGAUAUAUAUCGAAGCGAGCCUUGCGAGUUCUGUUGCAGCGAAGGCGUUGGCGGCGGAGGUGUUGGGGGAUUUGUUGCGGGAGUGGUUCAGGCCGGAAUAUGGUCUGCGGUUGGCUGGGACUUGA